AUGUUGGCCGACUACUUUGUCGACCGGCCAGUGUUUAAAGAUCUGGAGUUCCGAACAUGUUACAGGAUGAGUCUCAAUCUCUUCAAGCGUAUAUCUGCUGACCUUUGCCAGUAUGAUCGUUACUUUGUUCAAAGGUCAGAUGCUACCGGCAAAGUCGGACUGCUUCCGGAGCAGAAGAUGACAGCUGCCUUGCAAAUGCUUGCGUACGGUGCAGGGGCAGAUCAAUGUACUGAGUAUUGUCGGAUGACGAAAUCCACCUCCGUCGCAGCCCUUCAGCACUUUACACGAGGAAUUGUUGAUCUUUACUCAACAAAAUACCUCUGCGCUCCUACUGCAGCCGACCUCAGACGACUUCUUACCAAAGCUGAGAGGAGAGGUUUUCCAUAA
Rosa chinensis is the source of this 387-nucleotide messenger RNA. RefSeq lists its product as uncharacterized. NCBI's taxonomy places the organism in Eukaryota, Viridiplantae, Streptophyta, Magnoliopsida, Rosales, Rosaceae. The record is from RefSeq and is a predicted model, not a curated record. The transcript has a single exon. Bases 1 to 387 code for a protein of 128 amino acids.